CUGGAGACGGUUUACAUAACAAAAUAUUUCAAAUUGAUGCGUAUCAGUCACUUCUGUUUCGCGGCUCGUUAAACCGAUCUCAUUCGAUCACUCGGCUAACGGGGAUCAGAACCGUCUAGACAUCGCAGCAUAAUGGUAGCACUGAAGAUUUUUGCGUUGUUCCUGCUGAGCCUGGCCGUGCUGGCUAAGGCCAGAAACGAACGUUACAUUUGUCAGGUUAUCGAGGAUGGUUGGUGUACGCUACAGAAGAUUUACAUAACCUCACGAACGGAUGUGCGAGGGCUGCGUUUCCCAGAUGAUCAGUACGAGAAAAUCCGCAUCGGUCAGCAUUACGACUUUGCCAACACGGACAGUGUUGUUAGCGUAUUUUCGGCUGGUUUGUUCCGCCGGAUGAGUCGGGUACGGUACCUGAAAAUGAACGAAGUUAGAAUGCAGGGGCUAGAUAUGCCGAACACGGUGUUGGAAUUGGACGUAGCUAACAAUUGGAUUACACGUGUCUAUAUCGAUGCCGAUAGAAGUUACAGUUUACGAAAGUUGAACAUGAAAAACAACUUGGUGAGCAGUGUGGCCAGUUUUAAAUAUCUGAAUCAACUGGAGGAGCUCGAUAUGAGUGAAAAUCUGGUGCAUCUGUUGAACUUUGAACUAUUCUCGUUCAUGCCAUACAUCCGAACAAUCGAUUUCGCGCACAACAGGCUACUCGAAGCUAGGCCAGGCAGUGUCCUGCUCACGUUAUACUACUUGGAACGGCUGGAUAUGGCAGACAACCAAAUAAUCGAAAUCGAAUUAAAACACUGGACGUUCCCAGCGUUGCGAAUGUUAAACCUAACAGGAAACCCGAUCCGCCGGCUGGACUAUUUCGAAGUUCGGCGGGCUUUCCCAAUGCUGCUGAGAGUAACCUUCUAGAAGACAUAUUGCAAUCAUUGAUCAUGUAGUAAAUAGUUGGAAUGUGAAAAUACUCGGAACGAAAUUAUUGACCUAAGGAUUACCUGAAAAAAAAAGUUUCAAGAGACAAAUAUGUUCUAUAUUGGUAAUCACAUUCGGCAACCUGUUUGUUCAGAUUAAACAGAUUCUUUUUCGUUAUUAAUUUAAUUUACGCAACCAAAUAUGAACUAGAUAUGAUCUUAAACAUACUGAUGAAUUUGAAAAUCAUUUUAGUUCUGGAUAUGUGGUCCAAGUUCUAGAGUAGACAAAAAGUAAAAAGUAUUUAAAUUGUGAUCCUGAGUGUACUAGAGUCCUUAUUUGGCGGGACAGUGCUGCUCAUAAUUUCAACAAGGCACAUAAUAAAUAAGUGCAACUUGCAAUGUUCAUUUGUUUACUUUGACAAAAAUCAAUAUUUUUUUCAAAUUGUAUUUUUGACGAUAGAAAUUAAACUCCCGAUGAAAUUACAAUCAAGGUUGAAACGAAGGUAAGAAACAGAAUAAAUAUAAUCAAUUAAACAAAUUCCCUACAAGGUUUUCGGUUUCAACUAAAUCUAAAUCAAACUUUUAUUUUAACCAUCAGGUCGUAGAAAUCGAGUUCAGAAGUAUGUACGUACCAUGCGAGUUUUUUAUUGUUUAGCUUCAACUAGACCUAAAUCAGAUUGUAAAUUAAACAAGCAUUUCGUCAAAAUUGGAUGCUGACGAGUGUUCUCGUCAACAGUUUCGUACAACAACGAAAGAUCAUAUGAAUCAAACGCACUGUAAACCGUGGUAGCUCCCAAUAUCAUUCAAAUGUGAGAAUAAGUGAUUUACCUCAUAUCAUCCAAACCGUGUUAUCCUGAUAAUUCCUGAUGAUUCCUGAUAAUUAUACACAAGUUAUAUUAUGAUCAAUAUAUACUAACUCACAUAAUUUUCUAAAAA
Malaya genurostris is the source of this 1838-nucleotide messenger RNA. Its product is annotated as leucine-rich repeats and immunoglobulin-like domains protein sma-10. Bases 133 to 903 code for a protein of 256 amino acids. NCBI's taxonomy places the organism in Eukaryota, Metazoa, Arthropoda, Insecta, Diptera, Culicidae. The transcript has 2 exons. The record is from RefSeq and is a predicted model, not a curated record.